AUGCAGCCCCGUAUUUCUGCUUUCCACGGAAAGGCUCUGCCGCAGACUCACGAGGAUUGCCCGCCGUACCACAUACUCCGGGGAAUAAGACAUCAUGAAAGCUUUGCUAGAUCAGCAGAGGUCAGAGAUUUCUGUUCAGAACCUGGUCACGAGAGAUAUGCCAGAGCUCGAAAUGCUCGUCUCAUUAUGAGCAAUACAGUGCCAGAGAUGCUCUCCGAGUCAGUGAAGCCGUACUGCAUAUGGUAUCCCGACACUGCUACGGAAGAAACGUAUCGGGAGCUAGCUCGCCGCCAUCCCGAAAUGCGUUACCACGUUGGGCGAGCCUGUGCAGUUGCGGGCUACAAAACGCUAUACGACGAACUAAAUCUCCUACCCGAUGUUUCGAUUGCAGAAGAAGCCCGAGACAACGGCAACACCGAUAUCUUCGAAGCCAUAACAAAGCAGCCUGUGAGGUACGCCGUCAUGGAUGACUACAAACGAACAGUCAACCUUGAGUCUCCGAAAGCUGGAGUGAACCUCAAUGGCGACACCGCCGUACGUUCUUCGAUACAUAGCGAACCGCUCGAAGAUGACGAAAAUCCAGGUCAGUUCACUUAUCGCUUUACUCACUUCGACAUUCAAGAGGAUGAGCAUGUUGGCUUCAAAGGUUGGCCAAGCCCUGGGGUAUCAAUUUUGGACAGUAAGUAUGCUUACUUAGCAUACUCGCCACUACCUCGAGACUUGCCUCCUGUUAAUAAGGAUGUUCUAAUCCUUAUGGCAGCUUGGGAUGGGAAUAUUGAGCGAUAUUCACGGCUACGGCGUCCAUUUACUAUCGACAAUGAGAUUUCAGCUGUUAUUCGUGGUGUUUACCAUCAUACCACCUUUGCAAGAUGGCUAGAUGUGUGCAUGGGUGAGAUAUUUCCAUCUUCUGAGCUCGAUUGGGCGGAGCACUAUAUGCGACAGGCCAUACACGCACGAUUUAUUAUGAAUAAUGAUCUCUCAAGAAUCGAUGGUAGCGUUGAUGGUGACGAACUUCCGGCGCUCUUCUGGUGGCCCGAAUGUCCGCACGAGGACACCUUGAGAGAGUUGGCAUGGCGACGCCCAGACUUUAAACAUCAAGUCACUCUCGCCUGCGUAGCUGCGAACUACCCUUUCCUUUUUGAUGAGUUAUCAACCGACAUGAAGCCGACUCGCCAGCAGUGGGAGGUUGCAAUUCAGUCGCCGAACAUGUACUUCCGAGAAAAGCUCAAAAAGCGAGAGGAGCGGGAGGGGGAGAUUAACUUUAAUUACGACAAGAACUACUUUCACCCAACACCGACAAGGAGCUAUCCGUGGCCUGACGAUGAGUUUUGGAGCAGGAAAUACCUGCGAUGGAACAAGGAAAUGCCAAGGGGCUUCCGGGUGUCAAAAUAUUACCACGAACUCUUCAACAAACCGGAUGAAGGACAUUUCGAAAACUUUGACGAUCCGGAGCCCGAUCUCCUGAAUGAUACUCUCCAGGAAUUAUUCAAAGACUGGAAUCUGUUCAUUAGUGCCACCGAUAAGGCACGAGAGGACGCGGCGGCGAGCAAGAAACGCGAAUUUUUGUACGGGGAACCUGAGGACAUUGAACGCCGCAAGUCACCAGCCCCUGAGCCUGACUACCCCAAGGACUUUGAACCAUACGAUGAAUGGGCUAAAUAG
Molecule: messenger RNA, 1662 nt
Organism: Colletotrichum truncatum
Lineage: Eukaryota; Fungi; Ascomycota; Sordariomycetes; Glomerellales; Glomerellaceae
Source: RefSeq, a predicted model, not a curated record